AUGCCCGUGUUGUACUGACAGGAACGAUACGGGCUGAGCAGACAUGGAGGCCCGAUUAAUGAGUGAGGCUCAUUCCGACACGUCUCGGCUCAGCUAACAUUGUCUCGGAACGGAGUCCGAUUGUGCCUGGAGAUAUCACGGAUACCAAUUACUUUGGAACAUAAAUACUGUGGCCACCAUGUUGAUACGCACCAAGGGAGGAUUUCGAGCCAAAUAAUGUGAACGCCGUCUUUGGACUCAGAUUAAGUUGAAGGAAGGAGAGAGAGGGCUGGAUAGACAGGAAGGAAAGAACGCCACCAUCAAACAAGGAUUACUUUUCCCUUUCACCGUUAUCCCCCCCUCCCCUCUUCCCCUUUGCCCCUAUCCCAUCUCCUUCUGGGACACUGCUUUCCCUAAAAACUGUACCUGGUAUCCAAAACAUCCCUCCCUAGUCACCCCUCACCCCCUCAAUCUCUGAUGGAUCAGAGGAUUCAGGGGGGACCUGCGACUCCACCCCCCCUCGCCAACACAGCCCCACCAGGGGAGCGAGAGAAGGAAGGAGGGGGUGGAAAGAAAGACGAGGAAGAGGAGAAAAAGAAGGAGAAGGAGAGAGAGGGCUCCCAGACCGAGUGUGGGGCUGGAGGAGGAGCCUCGACGGACCAGCAGCAGUCUCCCCAGUUCUCCGUCAAGGAGACCAGCUUCUCCGAGGGCAAUGUCAAGCUUAAGAUCGGCCUGCAGGCCAAGCGCAUGAAGAAGCCGCCCAAGAUCUUGGAGAACUAUGUGUGUCGUCCGGCCUUCAGAGCCACCGUCAGGCACAGCGGCGAGGGGGGCGGCCGCGGAGGCGGGGCCCGUGGAGGAGGGACCGGAGACGGGAGCCACCAAACUCCGAGCCCUCCUCAUGGACGGGACAGGGAGCAGAGUCCCUGCAUGAGCAGACCCGCCCCGCCAUCCUCUUCCCUCGCCGCCACUCCUGCAGCCCCUACACCUCCACCACCUGCUCCGACACCUCCCAGCACUAUGUCACCCUCCCCAGUGAAUGGGAGCGCUUCAGCUAAAAGGGGUCUUCCAAAGAUGGCUGGCAAGUCGGAGACGCAGAAGUCUGACACAAAAGCAGCGGCGUCGUUGGAGAGACCCCUCAAUCUUCACCGCCCCUCAGCGGACAGUAAAACACACCCCUCCGGCAAGAAAACGCCCACUCCUCAACCCAACGCUCAGACGUCCUCCUCCCCUCCCACCCCCACGCCACAGGAGGCCAGUUUCGAGGGCGUGCCCAAACCCCCACAGUACACCUACAGCGGCGAGAGUCAGAGGGAGAAAGAGAGGGCGACGUGUCCGACCUGGGGCACGCCCACCGUCACUGAGAAACUAGCCCAGCUCAUAGCCACUUGCCCGCCCUCCAAGUCCGCCAAGCCCAUCAAGCCCCCUAAGAUUGCCCCAUCUGCGGCGCACAGUAACUCAGGCUUCAUGGCACCCACACCCAAGCAGAGAGACCGAGCUCUGGCCAACAGAGCCACUUACUCCAGAGCGCUCCACCUUCCUCCACCACCUCCCGUGUCACGUCCUCCUGGCCGGCCAUACGGCUCAAGGAACAAAGACAGUGUUUCUGAAAAGCUCUCCACCCCACCCAGGAAGGAGGAGACAGAAGUGGUUGGUAAGUCCGGCAACAACAACAAUACCAACAUUAACACUCCAAACAACUACAACUCCAGUAACAGCAGUCGCAGCAGCAGCCCUGCGCUCACCUAUGGCAACAGCCGCCUAGCAACCACUUCAAAGGAGAACAAUGACAGCAGCAACAAUGGUGGCACCAAGCCAUCGCUGCCACAGGCCCGUCUCGGUCACUGCCCACUACACAGCACGUCCUCACCCUCUCGCAUGUCCUCGUCAGCCCCAGAGCAGAGGAUGGGAUCCGGUCACCAGGGCUCCCCUGCAUCCCAAACACACCAGGCCAGAGAGAACCCCUCCAAGGCUGAAGAGAGGGGGGAGAGGGAGAGGGAGCAGGACAGGGACAGGGACAGGGACAAAGACAGCCCUAGAGACUUAACCAAAAACCCUUCUCUAUCAGGAUCAGGGAAGCUAGAGGGGAAGGAGAAGGCGAGUCAGUCCCUCCUCAGAGUGGAAAGGGGGAAGAGCUCAAGCCCUAGUAAGCGUAGUCCUAACCGGGACAGGGACCGUGACAGGGAUCAGAACAGGGAUGGAGAGAGACAGCCCAGUGGGACCUCCAGUUCCCCUGUGUCAGUAAGAUGCACUUCCUCACCACCAGAGGCCGCUGAGGACAGUUCUCCACUUCCCCUCAGGGACGAGUCACCUGACUCGUCUCAAGACUCCCCACCAGAGCAGGACAGCAAACCCCUGAAGAAGCGCAGGGGCAGGAAACCCCGUUGGACAAGAGUAGUCAACAGGAAUCCGAGGAUGGGCCAGGGCAGCCCUUCAGACCAGUGCAAAACCACCAUGCCUUUAUCCUCCAGCCUGGAUACACCCCCGCCCAUACGCAGGCCCGUUGGACGGCCCCCAAACCCAAAUAAAGUACACCCUGCCGCAUCUCAGCUCUUUCCACCCAGGAAGAGGGGGAGGCCUAAGUCUAAGAUGCCCAGGCUUGAUGCCCCACCCCGUGGACGUCCCCCCAACAAGCUGGUCCCUUCCAAAGUAUUCUCCUCGUUACUAAAGUCUAAAGAGGAGCAGGACCCCCCUGUGCUUCACCCUGAGGUGGACUUAAACCCUCCCAAACCCAUGCCCAGGAAGAGGGGGCGUCCAAAACGCCUACCCCCUACGUUGCCACAGGAGGGCCAGCCCCCAACCCUGGCUCCCGAGGCAGGAGAACGGUUCCGGAAUAAGGGAAAUGGGCAGCUGAUCAUGAAGACUAUCAUAGGCAAGAUCAACAAGAUGAAGAGUGUGAAACGCAAACGGAUCCUGAGUCAGAUCCUGCUCGGCCCGGGAUCAGGACCAGAACAGGACCCGGCCCGAGGGGCAUGCAGCGGGGUGGUGGGGUCGGUGGCGGCAGCCACCCAGUCCCUGUCUUCACUGGCAGCGUCCUUCGGAGGGAAACUUGGACCCCAGAUCAAUGUGAGCAAGAAGGGGACAAUCUACAUGGGGAAGAGGAGGGGCCGCAAACCCAAAGCAGCGACAAAUCCCUCAUCCGCCAAUCAGACGCCUCCACCCGAACCUUUUCUGUCCCCCAACACCACCUCCCCUCUCCACCACCACCACCACCACCCGUCCCAGUCCCACCAGCUCUCCGCCUCCGAGGUGUUCCCCUCCCCUUCGCUAUCCCAGUCCAGUGGGGGUCACAGUCCCGUCAGCGACGCCAGCUUCGUCGAGCCGGGGUCUGUGCACUUCCUGACACACCCACACUAUGGUCUCUCCCACCACAACCAUCACUCCUUCCCCUUCCCACCCCCCACUUUCUCCGCCCCUAACCCUCGCACCCUCGGCCCCCUGGGUAGCACCUCUUCCUUGGCGAUGGCCAACCAGAAAAAGUCCUCAUGCCGUGGCUAUCACCACCACCACCACCAUUACAGGCAGCACUAUCACUACCGCAAGCUCUCCCCUCCAAGGCCCCUGCACCCUACCUCCCCUGCCCCUCUCAGCGAGCUGAAGGAGGCCACGCCCUCGCCAGUCAGCGAAUCCCACAGCGAGGAGACAGUGCCCAGUGACAGCGGCAUAGGAACAGACAACAACAGCACGUCGGACCGAGGGGAGAAGGCCGGAGGACCCGGUGGGCUGGCGGGCGUGGUGGGUAUGCCACCGGGCAGCGGGGUACUGAUGCCCGGGGUCAUGGGAUCCGCCAUGGGAGCAGGACUGGGGCUCAACUCCCGGGGCAGACGGCGGCACUCGUCCUCCGUGCUGCUGGAGCACCCCUCCCCUACGCCAUCUCCGCUAGGUGCGAGGUCGUCUCCUGACCCAAGGAGACCCCACCCGGCCACCCCAGCCUCCUCUCUGGUGGGCCACAAGGAGAAACACAAGCACAAAUGCAAGCGCCGCAGCCACGGUUGCCCGGGAUACGACAAGCUGAAGAGGCAGAAGCGCAAACGGAAGAAGAAGUACCUGCAGCUGCGGUCUCGGCGCCAGGACCCGGACUUCCUGGCGGAGCUGGAUGAGAUAGUUGUGAGGCUAAGCGAGAUCAGGAUAGCGCACCGCACACCGGCACUCAGGCUGGGAAGCGGGCUAGGCAUGGCGGGGGCAGCAGGGAGGGUACCAGGGGUGGCUGGCCGGCCCGGCGGUGGCAUCGGAGGGGCAGGUGGUCCCCCUCCGCAUCACUACCUGCACAGGGACCUCCUGCCCACCAUUUUUAGGAUCAACUUCAGCGGAUACUACUCCCCCCACCCUGCCUACCCCUGCGACUCUCUGCACUAUGUCCGUAAGCCGGACCUGAAGAAGAAGCGCGGACGGCCCCCCAAGCUGAGGGAGUCCAUGUCUGAGAUGCCCUUCGUCCCUGGGCUGGGCUUCCCUCUGUCUAGCGGGGGUUUCUACCACCCCUCCUACAGCGUCCCCUACUCCUCUGGGCCUCUGGGGCUGGGCUACUACCGGGGCUACCCCCCAGCCAGUGCCCUCUACCCCCACCACCAGGCCCCCCACUCAGCCCCGUCACACCACUCGCACCACUCUUCGUCUUUUUCCCAGCCCCCUCCGGCCUCCUACAUGCACCACCACCACCCCUCGCACCUCCUCCUCAACCCCUCCAAGUUCCACAAGAAGAAACACAAGUUCCUGGGAGGGGGCCGCUCCCCCGUGCUUUACCCGGCCAUGUCGUCUGAGCUCUCCUUCAGCUGGCACCACAAACACAAACACCGACACAAGCAUCGCGAGCGCUGCGCCGAGGAGGAUGGCGAUGAGAGCGGGGCAGCGGCAGGAGGAGCCGGGAGCCGGGUCGGCGUGGCAGGGAUGCCGGAAGGUGGCGGGCCGGCGCGAGUGGAGCGUGUGGGCAGCAGUAGCGGAGGGAUGGCAGAGUCCUUGCAACGCUGUAGGUUCGGACGAGACUCCACCCCCACCGCUGGCGCCAACAAACAGGCUGCCACCCCUUCGGCCAACUCGCCCUCCUCGUCCUCUUCGUCUUCCGCGGACAGGUACAAGAGGAAAGAGAACACGCUGUCCUGCUUGGGCCCCUCCAGACUAGCGCUGGGCAGUGGGUCCAGGGGUCACCAUCCUGUCGAGUCCUGGUUCAGGAUGGGGACCGGUUCUGAGGCCGACUAUGCCAAGCUGUCCCGGAACCCGGCGGUGGGCCAGGGCGUGUUUGCUGACGGCCAGGCCGACGACCCUGCCGGCUGCUCGGACAGUGAGGAUGACGAAACCCUCACACCCACGGAGGAGCCGGAGGACCCCGGUUCCCAGGAACCCCCGCACCACACCAACCUGUUCGCCUCUGCCCUGACACGUACCUCAAUGAGGGGCGGACGGGGCCGGAAAGGAGGGGCCCCUGAGAGCGCCAGCUUCUCUCGCAUGGAAAGGACGCUGAUGAAAGAGCGCUCAACGUCCGCGGAGAGGAGGGAGACGGGUUCUGGGUCAGGUGUCCAGACACGAGGGGCCCACUCGGCCCCCGAGAGUCUUGAGUGCUCCCUCCUCCACCGCCAGCACCUUCACCACCAGCACCACCCACCUCUCUUCCACUCCCACGCCUCCCACUGCGGCCACACAUCCCCCUCCCCAGACUGCUGCCUGAACCCCUCCCCCCAGCACCAUGCCCACCGGGCUGGGCCCCCCAAGCACAGCCUGCACCACGUCAACAAGAUCCUGCGGGCCAAGAAGCUCCAGAGGCAGGCACGCACCGGCAACAACGUGGUGAAGAAGAGGGGGCCCGGACGCCCCAGGAAACACCCGCUGCCUUCCCCGCCCCCCUCGCCCCCGCCCCCUGCCGAGGCGGCCCCGCCCAGACACCGGGAGAGAGGGGGCUCAGGGGGCCGCACCUGGGACGGGGACACGGUGACGGAUGCCAUCGAGUCGGUGGUCCAGGGCCAGCGUAGGAGGGGCCAGAAGAGGAAGCACUGGGAUAGGGAGGGGGACGAAGAGGAGGAGGAGGAGGAGGAAGGAGAGGGGGAUGAAGGGGAGGAAGGAACGACGGACAGAGAGGAGAACCUCGGUGGUCUUGGCAUGAGGUCCAGAGCUGGGGGAGGAGCUGGAGGAGGAGGAGGAGGAGGAGGAGGAGGAGGAGGAGGAGGAGGAGGAGGAGGAGGAGGAGGAGGAGGAGGAGGAGGAGGAGGAGGAAGAGUCUGGCUCACCCAAGAUGAGAUGCACUGCUUUCGCAGUGCCCUGGAGGGGAAGCCGGAUGGGCCUGCCUCCCCUGAACGCCAAGAACCCGCCCCCACAGAGCAAGCGCCGCCCAUGCCUAUAACAACCCAACGGGAGAAGAGAGCAGCCAGGCCUCCAAAGAAGAAGUUCCAGAAGGCGGGACUCUACUCUGACGUGUACAAGACUGCAGAUCCACGCAGCCAGCUUCUGCAGCUCAAGAAGGAGAAGCUCGAGUAUGUACCUGGGGAACACGAGUAUGGCCUUUUUCCCGCCCCCAUCCACGUCGGGAAGUACCUGCGACAGAAACGCAUCGAUUUCCAGUUGCCUUACGACAUCUUGUGGCUGUGGAAACACGACCAGCUGUACAAGAGGCCUGAUGUGCCCCUUUAUAAAAAGAUCAGAUCAAAUGUGUAUGUGGACGUGAAGCCUCUCUCCGGGUACGAGACCACCACCUGUAACUGCAGGGCCCCUGAGGAGCAUGAAGAGAAAGGCUGCCUUGACGAGUGCCUGAACAGGAUGAGUUUUGCAGAGUGCUCCCCCAGCACCUGUCCCUGCAUGGAUCAGUGUGACAACCAGCACAUCCAGAGGCACGAGUGGGUGCAGUGCCUGGAGCGCUUCCGCGCCGAGGGCAAGGGCUGGGGCAUCCGCACCAAGGAGCCCCUGCGCUCGGGCCAGUUCAUCAUCGAGUACCUGGGAGAGGUGGUCAGCGAGCAUGAGUUCCGGAGUCGUAUGAUGGAGCAGUACUUCGCCCACAGUGGCCAGUACUGCCUGAACCUGGACAGCGGCAUGGUGAUCGACAGCUACCGUAUGGGCAACGAGGCCCGCUUCAUCAAUCACAGUUGCGAGCCCAAUUGCGAGAUGCAGAAGUGGUCUGUGAACGGGGUGUACAGGAUCGGACUGUUCGCCCUGAAGGACAUGAACAGCGGAACGGAGCUCACCUACGACUACAACUUCCACUCCUUCAACACAGAGGAGCAGCAAGUGUGUCAGUGUGGCUCCGAGGGCUGCCGGGGCAUCAUUGGAGGGAAGAGCCAGCGAAUCAACGGCCUGCCUGGCAAAGCGGGCGGAGCCAGGCGGCUGGGUCGACUCAAGGAGAAACGCAAAUCCAAGCACCAGCUCAAGAAACGAGAGGAGGAGUCAAGUGACAGCAGCAAGUUCUACCCUCACCUACUCAUGAAACCAAUGUCGAACAGAGAAAGGAACUUUGUUCUGAAGCACCGUGUGUUCCUGCUGAGGAACUGGGAGAAGAUGAGAGAGAAGCAGGAGCUGCUGAAGAGGGAAGGAGAGCGAGAGCGAGAGAGCAGCCUGUCCAUCUACACGCGCUGGGGCGGAGUCAUCCGCGACGACGGCAACAUCAAGUCAGACGUGUUCCUGACGCAGUUCUCGGCGCUGCAGACGUCCCGGUCGGUCCGCACGCGGAGGCUGGCGGCCGCCGAGGAGAACACGGAGGUCACGCGCACCGCUCGCCUCGCGCACAUCUUCAAGGAGAUCUGUGACAUGAUCACCAGCUACAAAGAUUCUGCUGGUCAGACCCUUGCUGCUCCCCUGGUCAACUUACCCUCAAGGAAGAGGAACUCGCAGUACUACGAGAAGGUGUCGGACCCACUGGACCUCAGCACCAUUGAGAAACAGAUCCUCACAGGCCAUUACAAGACCGUGGAGGCCUUCGACACGGACAUGCUUAAAGUGUUCCGCAACGCUGAGAAGUAUUACGGCCGCAAGUCGUCGGUGGGGCGCGACGUGUGCCGCCUGAGGAAGGCCUACUACAGCGCCCGCCACGAGGCCGCCGUCCAGAUCGACGAGAUCGUGGGCGAGACGGCGAGCGAGGCCGACAGCUCCGACUCCCAGGAGCGGGACCACGGGCACCACCACCCCCACCACGCAGGGGGCGGGCCGGGCGGCCACGACAAGGACGACGACGUGAUCCGCUGCAUCUGCGGCAUGUACAAGGAGGAGGGCCUGAUGAUCCAGUGUGAGAAGUGCCUGGUGUGGCAGCAUUUUGACUGCAUGCGCCUGGAGACGGAGGUGGAUCACUACCUGUGUGAGCAGUGUGAGCCCCGAACCGUGGACAGGGAAGUUCCCAUGCUGCCCCAGCCCAGCUAUGCCCAGUCCGGCUCCAUCUACUACAUAUGCCUGCUCAGAGAUGAGCUGCUGCUACACCAAGGUGACUGUGUGUACCUGAUGAGGGACAACAGGCGCACGCCAGAGGGACAGCCAGUCCGCCAGUCCUACCGCCUCCUGUCCCACGUCAACAGAGACAAGCUGGACAUCUUCCGCAUCGAAAAACUCUGGAAGAGUGAGAAGGGGGAGAGGUUUGCAUUCGGCCACCAUUACUUCCGGCCCCAUGAGACGCACCACUCUCCCUCCCGGCGGUUCUACCAGAAUGAGCUGUUCCGGAUGCCUCUGUACGAGAUCAUCCCCCUGGAGGCCGUGGUGGGGACCUGCUGCGUGCUCGACCUCUACACCUUCUGCAAGGGUCGACCGAAGGGAGUGAAGGAGCAGGACGUUUACAUCUGCGACUACCGCCUCGACAAGUCGGCCCACCUCUUCUACAAGAUCCACCGCAACCGCUAUCCCGUCUGCACCAAGCCCUAUGCCUUCAAUCACUUCUCCAAGAGGCUCGCCCCCAAGAGAGACUUCUCGCCGCACUACGUUCCUGACAACUACAAGAGGAACGGGGGGCGCUCGGCCUGGAAGAGCGAACGGCCCAAAGGGGUGGGAGGCUGUGAGGAGGAGGCUUCCCCUGGCGACAGGGCCGAUGACUUCCGCCCGGAAAACGAAGACGGACUGAGAGGGGAGGCCGACGCUGAGCCUGUGCCCGAGGACCCCACGCCCCCGCCCGUGCCACCCCAACAACCAAAGCCGGCAGAAACGGGGGAAGGAGAGGAGGAGGAGGAGGAAGAAGAGGAGAGCCGGGAAACGGAGGAACACAGGGAGCUGGAGGAAGGAGCGACAGAGAGGGGAGGGGAAAUGCUGGAGCUCCCGUCCUCUUCCUCGUCAUCUUCACCGCUGCACCAUGCAGGCCUGGGAAAGAGGGAGGCACAGAGAGACAGACUGAACAAGAUCCUGCUGGACCUGCUGCACAGAACACCCAGCAAGAAUGGUGAGGGAACAGCUAUAGAUGUCACCUAUCUCCUAGAGGAGGGUUCAGGGAGGCGGUUGCGCAGAAGGACGCUCGGAUUUGGGGAUUUUGUGGGGAGGAAAUGAUGUCGCCACACGCCGGGCCAGACGAGCCAGUGCCCCUCACAUUGUGUGGGAGUGCAAACACACAGAGAAGCCAGACUGUAGUAAUAGGAGAAGAUGCCAUUUCGAAAGACGGGGAGAGACCAAGAUGUCACCAAGAGAUGGGAGUUGACCACAGAGGGGACAUGCUCCUGAGACCCCCACCACCCUUAAGGCUCAACUCUCCCCCAGACCUGUACUCAAAUCUGUAACUGGACACAGCGAAACUGAGGAGCGGUUCAAAGCCCGUGAGUCCAGUGACGAUCAACGGUUUUUGGUUCACACUUCUCAGGGGAGAGGACCCAGACUUACUGAAGUACGAUGCAAAUGUGUUCCCUUUUUUUGUAAUUUUAUUUUAAUUUUUUUACAUAGGAUUAUGUAUGUACCCCAUGCACUUAAAUGCAUUGAACAAAGACGGCUUGUUCACUCGUGAAGGACGAUGGCUGAGGUGUUGCUAUGUCGACAAACAUGGCUAAAGGUGCGACCAUGAGUCAGUUCAUUUCAGUGAGUGGCGGAAAGGAGAAAACGUGGUACUGAGUGUGGCUGUAAGACACGGUCAUAGACUCUUAUGGACCUUUUUUUUCUUCCCCUUUUUUUUCUUUUUUUUUUUCUUAAGACCAUCAAUUGGGAAUGAGAAUACUGGAGACUGGCGCCCUCUAGUGGGACUGGGUGAUAAUUGGAGAACCUCAACGUUAGCCACAUGAGAACUGAACCUUCACAGAGAAGGCAUAGGAGUGACAUAGGAGGUGCAGUGUAUGCAUACACUGUGCAUACACUGCCGAUGAACUAGGAGAGAAGCUAGGAGGAGGUUGGUCAACUGCACUUUGGUACCAAGGAAAUCUUAAGCUCCCUGUUAUGUAUCAAUGAGACACUAACUCUCUUACAGUAUUGGAUGAUGCAGUCUGAAAAGCAAGUUUAUAAUAAGUAUCGUAUAUUAUCUUUUUCUGUCAAACUGUAGUAAAUACUUUUAGGAACAGUGAAGGACCGGAGAGUUGUGUUUGCUAGAGAGUGGCUGGUGUUUUUUGGGAAGAUAAGAGUGUUUGAGUGCUUAGUCAGUCAAAGUGUCUUGUUCAGUUCGUGAGGCAGUCAGCUUCGCCCCUCUUUCUAAAGUACCUGAUUCACCAGCUUAACUAAACCAGGCGGCGGAACACUGGCUCUUACUGUAACGCCUUAGAACGCCAUGGUCCUCGACUGCCUUGCGUGAGUGUGUGCGUGUGUGCGCACAUUUGUGUGUCUGUAUCUGCCAGAAUUCUUGAAGAUAUAAAAAAAUAAAAACAAAAAAAUUAAGGGCUCGAUGGCAAUUAACAGUUUAAAGAAAAUUAUGGAAACAAUAGGUAACAUGAAAUGUAUCGUGAUGGUCAUAUUUUCUUAUAUUCUGUGGGGUGGGGGUUAUAUCAGAAGGGAUGGAUUCUAGUUUUUUUCCUCUUAAUUGUGUUUCUGGUUGCCAUGGAGAAUGUUUUAAAUAACUUGUGAAAUUUGAUGAGAUUUUUCCUAAAGCCUCUGUGAAAAUGGGGCGGUCAGAGAGGUCCCAUCUAGAUAAAACUGACAUACAAAUGACAAGAAUGAGAAAGAGAGGGGGGAGGGGGGGGAGGAAGUUGUACAGUGCCAAGUUAUGUAUAUACAGACUGGGAUUACGUGAGAAAUGUCUCCAAAAGCAAUAUCUUGAUAAAGGAUUUUGUGUUAUUGUAUUGUACAGGACUCCACCCUAUAUGUAUUAUGAUUAUUAUAAUAUUAUAAUUUCUGCCAUUUGUAUUACUAUAAUCAAGACACUCAAGCUUGGAGGAGAAGGAAGUGGAGUUUUUGUCCUGUAAAUCGCACCACAACUGUCCUAACUGAAUGACAUAAAAACUUAAACAAAAGAGUUUUUGUUGCCUAAAAAUAAAUUGAUCUAAUGUACUGCAUGAGCAAGAGGAAUGUCGACCAGAUUUCAUAGAAGGCAUUGGGACACAUCAGUGACAUUGAAAGAACAUCUGUCACUGUAUUAAUAUUAAUAAUAAUAUUAUUUCUUUUUGAGGAGAAAUGUGCUCUUCGAUUUUUGCUGCAAAGUGUUGAACACUAAAAAAACAAACCAACAUAAAAAUGUUAUGAUAUUUUGAAAGAUGACAGAUGUAAGACUGUCAACUCAAUAUCAUGUUCUUACUUCUUUUUUUCUUUUCUUUUUCUCAAAAUACGGUUGUUUUUUUGUGAUAGCGGUCAUAAAUAUGAUGCUUGUACUUGUAUUUGUGUGUUUUGUGUGAUUUGUUUAGUUAUUUUUAGACAAUCACAAAAUAAGAUGCAAGCAUUGUAAAUGGCAGGCUGGCAGACAUUUUGUGAUGUGUACAGUUUGUCAAAAUUUCUUCCACUCGUUCAAAGUUUGUAAUUAUGAUUCUAAAGUCAUGAAAAUGCUGUUGGUUUUUACUUUUUGUUUUAUAUUCUAUUUGUUUUUUGUUUGUUUUUUAAUAAAAGCACUACAUUAUUGUGAAUAAUUUGGC
Messenger RNA from Osmerus eperlanus (European smelt), 11894 nucleotides. RefSeq names its product ash1 (absent, small, or homeotic)-like (Drosophila) (gene ash1l). NCBI's taxonomy places the organism in Eukaryota, Metazoa, Chordata, Actinopteri, Osmeriformes, Osmeridae. Gene Ontology annotation, biological process: regulation of DNA-templated transcription. Gene Ontology annotation, molecular function: chromatin binding; protein binding; DNA binding. Gene Ontology annotation, cellular component: nucleus; nucleoplasm. The record is from RefSeq and is a predicted model, not a curated record.